Molecule: messenger RNA, 1083 nt
Organism: Alternaria ethzedia
Lineage: Eukaryota; Fungi; Ascomycota; Dothideomycetes; Pleosporales; Pleosporaceae
Gene: RPN8
Product: proteasome regulatory particle subunit
Exons: 3
Coding region: 1-1083 (360 amino acids)
Biological process (GO): proteasome-mediated ubiquitin-dependent protein catabolic process
Cellular component (GO): proteasome regulatory particle; proteasome complex
Molecular function (GO): protein binding; metallopeptidase activity
Source: RefSeq, a predicted model, not a curated record
AUGCCCGCCACCACAGCUGAGACGCUGUCGCUCGUGACCCGCAACGUCUCCGUCGCGCCGCUCGUCCUCCUCUCCGCAGCCGACCACUACGGCCGCCAAGCAAAGGGAACCAAGAGGAGAGUAGUCGGUGUGCUCCUCGGACAGAACGACGGCAAGAACGUGCGGGUAUCCAACAGCUUCGCGGUGCCAUUCGAGGAAGACGAGAAGGACCCUUCAGUAUGGUUCCUAGACCACAACUACGUCGAGUCGAUGAACGACAUGUUCAAGAAGGUCAACGCGCGGGAGAAGCUCAUCGGCUGGUAUCACACAGGGCCUAAGCUGAGGGCGUCGGAUCUGGAGGUCAACGAGCUGUUCAAGCGAUACACACCGAACCCGCUACUCGUUAUUAUUGAUGUACAGCCGAAGGAGGUGGGCGUACCCACAGACGCCUACUUUGCGGUGGAGGAGAUCAAGGAUGACGGCACAACCACAUCCAAGACCUUCGUCCACACCCCCUCAAUAAUCGAAGCCGAAGAGGCCGAGGAAAUCGGAGUCGAGCACCUCCUCCGCGACAUCCGCGACGUCGCCGUCGGUACCCUCUCCACACGCAUAACCUCACAACUGCAAUCGCUCCAAGGCCUGCACCUACGGUUACGAGACAUAGGCCAAUACCUACAAAAGGUCCUCGACGAAGACCUGCCCGUCAACCACGCCAUCCUCGGUAACCUGCAAGACGUCUUCAACCUGCUGCCCAACCUCUCCACACCCAAGGCCGCACCCGUCGGCGGCGCAACAAACGGUGUUGGUUCCUCCGCGGGCCAGGCAGGCGCGGUUGAUAACGGCGAAUUGGCACGUGCUAUGAGCGUCAAGACAAACGACCAGCUCAUGGCUAUCUACCUGUCCAGUUUGAUCCGUGCGAUCACCGCCUUCCACGACUUGAUCGAGAACAAGAUACAAAACAAGCAGCAAGCGGAAGACAAGGAGGCGAAGAAAGAUGAGGGUAAGGAGGGCGACAAGGAGAAGAAGGAGGGAGAGAAGAACGGUGAAGUCAAGGAGGGGGAGAAGGGUAAAGAGAAGGGUAAGGAGGAGACGAAGAAGAAAUAA